AUGGAUCUUUGCUUGAAGAAGGAGAUGAAAGUCUUCCCCGUUUUCUAUGGAGUUGAUCCAUAUCAUGUGAGACAUCAAACUGGGAGUUUCACAUUGGACAAGUACCAAGUCCCAGAAAUGGCUAACAAGUUGGAGAAAUGGGUAGAAGCUCUUACGCAGAUCGCUAGCAUAGUAGGCAAGAAUACUGCAACGUGUGAAAACGAGGCCUUGAUGAUUGAAAAUAUUGUGGAAGGCAUUUCAAACCAGUUGUAUUUUAUGCAACCAGUAAUUUUCAGUGAUCUUGUUGUUGGAACGGACGAUCACAUGGAACGACUGAAUCCUCUGUUGAGUAUGGAAUCUGAGGAUGAGGUUCGUAUGAUAGGAAUCUGGGGAAUGGGAGGUAUUGGCAAAACUACCAUCGCAAGAUCUGUAGAGAGCAUGGCGUCUCGUAUGUACGGAAAAAGUUUCUUUCAACCACACUCUGUGCAUGCCCUCUCUAACUACAACCGCUGGUUUGGCCCAGGCAGCCGAAUCAUCAUAACAACCCGGGACAGGGACUUGCUUAAUUCAUGCAGAGUAAGAAUUGUAUAUGAAGUUAAGUGUUUGGAUGCUGAUGCUGCUCUUAAGAUAUUUAACCAGUUCGCUUUUGAAGAAGGGGUUCCUCCUGAAAUUUAUGAAAAAUUCUCAAUCCGAGCGUCUUGGCUUGCUCAAGGUCUGCCGGCCGCAAUUGAAGCUUACGGUUUACAUUUCCGAGGAUUGACAUCUUUGAAGGAAUGGGACGAUGCGUUAUGUAGACUUAUAAGAGCUCCUUGA
Molecule: messenger RNA, 792 nt
Organism: Brassica oleracea var. oleracea
Lineage: Eukaryota; Viridiplantae; Streptophyta; Magnoliopsida; Brassicales; Brassicaceae
Product: disease resistance protein RPP4-like
Exons: 4
Coding region: 1-792 (263 amino acids)
Biological process (GO): defense response; signal transduction
Molecular function (GO): ADP binding
Source: RefSeq, a predicted model, not a curated record